Molecule: messenger RNA, 339 nt
Organism: Symbiodinium natans
Lineage: Eukaryota; Dinophyceae; Suessiales; Symbiodiniaceae
Source: the annotation of a GenBank genome assembly
AUGCCAAGAUUGGAUCGCAAAAGGUGGUGCUGUGAUUUCCUUGAUGUUCAAGUGCACUGGCCCUUUGUGAUAGAGUACUUGACAGCUAACCCGCGGGCGCUUGAGGAAGACAAGUAUCAUACCUUUGACGCCUACAAUCACGUCAUCCUCCUCGACAUGGUUCGCAGGUGGAAGCUGCAACGAAUGUCUACCUUCGACAAUUUCUACGAGUACCAUGAAGAAGGCGGCACUGUUGCAUCGUGCUGCGCGUAUUUGCAGGAAGACUUCUACGCUGGCCUCAACGACGAGAAAUUCAACGAUCCUCGGCUUCGAGAGGAAAUACGAAACGAAGUGCUGUGA